Molecule: messenger RNA, 1284 nt
Organism: Zea mays
Lineage: Eukaryota; Viridiplantae; Streptophyta; Magnoliopsida; Poales; Poaceae
Molecular function (GO): GTP binding
Source: RefSeq, marked provisional
AGCCACCCGCGCAUCCUCAGUCCUCAUCCGCCACUCCGUCGAACGCCCCUGCGCACGCUCCAGCUGCUAUGCUCCUCCGCCCGCGCCCCUCCUUCUUCCGAGCCGUCGUGCCGCCGCCGCUCACCCGUGCCUGUGUCCCCUCCCGUCGCACGCUUUCAGCUUCUGCAGAGGCGGGAACAGCCUCCCCGAAGGAUGCAGCGUCAGCGCCGGUUCCGGCGGCCACGCGCAAGAACCCCAGGAAGGCCGGGUCGCCACCUAUGGGGAUCGUGAAGACGGCGCUGUUUCUGCCGCCCGGGGUGGAGCGGGAUGCGUUGGUGCCCGCGGACAUGGUCAUACCGGGGUCGAACAUCGUGGUCGGUCCCUACGCAGGGGACGCGAGGGUGAAGGGUGCUGAGUUCGUCAAGAGCAGCGCGCGCGCACGGGACUGCCCCAAUGACGACCGGCCCGAGUUCGCCGUCCUUGGCCGGUCCAACGUUGGCAAGUCCUCGCUCAUCAACGCCCUCACCCGCCGCAAGGAAGCCGCGCUCACUUCCAAAAAGCCUGGGAAGACCCAAACAAUCAAUCACUUUUUGGUUAAUAAGAGUUGGUACCUUGUGGAUUUGCCUGGUUAUGGGUUUGCAGCUGCAUCCCAAUCAGCUCGAAUGGACUGGUCUUCAUUUACCAAGGGUUACUUCUUGAACAGAGAUACCUUGGUUGGCGUACUUCUUCUUAUUGAUGCCAGUAUUCCACCACAGAAAAUUGAUCUAGACUGUGCUAACUGGCUCGGUCGUAACAAUAUUGGAUUGACGUUUGUGUUCACCAAGUGCGACAAAGUGAAGAAAGGUAAAGGAGGGCGGCCUGACGAGAACAUCAAGGAGUUCCAUGAAACGAUCAGCGGGCUUUAUCCAGAUCCACCCCCAUGGAUCAUGACAAGCAGCGUUACCGGAUUAGGCCGCGACGGGCUACUCCUCCAUAUGUCGCAGCUGAGGAACUACUGGGAUAAUGAAGCAGUCUAGGUAGAGCUACAUAGAUCAAGUGCCACUAGCAACGGUAGCAGUACGUGUAUGGGAACAGUCAUAUGGCCUAAACUUUCAUCGAUAGAUGUCGCUUCUCAUGGGGCUUCUUGUUCAGUUUUGCUUCCGUUUUUUUUUUUUUGGCCUUUUGAUGUAUAGUUGAAAUGCAGUUGCUCCUAGUUUCUGUUUCACUCACCCUGUACAAUGCCCAGUCUCAGCGGGAGCUUCAUGACAUUGUUACUAAGAUUCACAGGUAUUGAAGACAGUACAAACAAGUUACAUCCUCGUAAAA